AUGGUCGGCAACACGAUCCACUGGUUCAGGAAGGGACUGCGGCUCCACGACAACCCCUCUCUGAAGGAGUCUAUUCGGGGAGCAGACACCCUUCGUUGUGUUUACAUCCUAGACCCCUGGUUUGCAGGGUCCUCUAACGUGGGCAUCAGCAGGUGGAGGUAUUAGAGCAGUGGUUCAUAAACGGGUAGUGCAUCAUCAGUUCCUCUUGUCAUGUUAGUCAUUUUUUUUAGGCCAAAUAUCACAUAAUUACACAUUAGACAUGGCAAAAUGUAUAGAAUUGUGUAAGAAAAAAUUAGCUUCAAAACUGCAACAUUUUCUUUGCACCCCAUGAUUUUUUUUUUAGAAUUGCAGGAAAUAAGCUUUCAACUUGCAAAAUUCUCUCCACCAACAAGAGGGGUGUGAACAGUUUUUGUGUCAUGAACAGUGCUUGUGCCCAUAGAAAUAGACGGGGCGCGGGAUGUUCCCCAAUGGUGGAAGGGGCCCAGAGUAAAAAAGUUUGGGAACCCCUAUAUUAGAGGACGUUUUUAAUUGAGUGGCUCAUAUUGCAUUCACACACAACACAGAUGUGUUUAGCGCAGAUGUAGGUCACACAGAUCCCUGCUUUUUGCAUUCAGAAAUGUUGUUUAAGUUCAAAGAAAGACUUGCCACAUUUGUGAAUUUGAGUCUCGUAGCCUAGGGGCUCUGAUGGAUCCGUCAUGGUGACCUUUUUGAUAGAUUAUGACCUUGUGCGCAUGCCAGACAUCGCUCAUGCACUGUUGGUCAAUAGGUUAAGGAAAACCAAAUCUGGGUCAUCAUAACACCAGGAGGAAUCCCAGUUGCUGUAGGUGGUUAUCGAAUGACAGUGUGUGUGUGGUGUGCCGCCUUGGUAGGAAAGUAGGGCUUUCCUAGCGCCACACUUAUGCACACAGCUAUAGUAAAUAUCUGUGUGCAACACAGGAAAUAAGGGCAUUCCAGGGGACCAAGGACUGUUGAGAUGACUGAUUGAACUUGAAUGCCCUCCCUUUCAUUUAGCCCAGAUACUAUGUUGCUUUAGUUUGGCCACUUAUGAGAAUGUUCAUUUAAAGCAUAACCUCCUGUUUAGAUCGAGACAAGGGGAGAAUUACCUGACUGCAUUACCCAUGUAGAAAACAUCCCUGUACGUGGGGCAUUCUCAGUUGUUUCUAUUACCAUCGGGAGAGUAGGCCUACAUUUCAGCUAGGGUUUAAGAACAUGCAUAGCAGUAAGGAUUAUGUAAGUCCCCCUCCCCGUCCUGGCUGAGUGUGUGCAGGCAGGGGAAAUGGGGCACUGUGUCAUUGGGGUGGUUAUGACAUUCUGCUCUCCAGUCCUAGCAGCUUUGACCUACAUUUUACCCCCCACUCAACCACGCUUCCUCCAGAGAACUAGCCUCCUCUUAUGGUAGCUGCCCUAUUAGCCGGUGAUUGAGCCGAGGUCAGCGCAGGCAACACACGUAGUCCAGGCAGCUUACAUAGCUGUACCAGCCAGAACAGAAUGGCAUAGGCUGUCUUAGCUAUAAGAAAUUACACCGCUCCUCUGGGACCAGCACCAGCCUGCCAGAAUAUACAGUUGAAGUCGGAAGUUUACAUACACCUUAGCCAAAUACAUUUAAACUCAGUUUUUCACAAUUCCUGACAUUUAAUCCUAAAAAAAAAUCCCUGUUUUAGGUCAGUUAGGAUCACCACUUUAUUUUAAGAAUGUGAAAUGUCAGAAUAAUAGUAGAGAUCAUUAUUUAUUUCAGCUUUUAUUUGUUUAAUCAUAUUCCCAGUGGGUCAGAAGUUUACAUACACUCAUCAAUUAGUAUUUGGUAGCAUUGCCUUUAAAUUGUUUAACUUGGGUCAAACGUUUCGGGUAGCCUUCCACAAGCUUCCCACAAUACAGUGGGGAAAAAAGUAUUUAGUCAGCCACCAAUUGUGCAAGUUCUCCCACUUAAAAAGAUGAGAGAGGCCUGUAAUUUUCAUCAUAGGUACACGUCAACUAUGACAGACAAAUUGAGUGAAAAAAAUCCAGAAAAUCACAUUGUAGGAUUUGUAAUGAAUUUAUUUGCAAAUUAUGGUGGAAAAUAAGUAUUUGGUCACCUACAAACAAGCAAGAUUUCUGGCUCUCACAGACCUGUAACUUCUUCUUUAAGAGGCUCCUCUGUCCUCCACUCGUUACCUGUAUUAAUGGCACCUGUUUGAACUUCUUAUCAGUAUAAAAUACACCUGUCCACAACCUCAAACAGUCACACUCCAAACUCCACUAUGGCCAAGACCAAAGAGCUGUCAAAGGACACCAGAAACAAAAUUGUAGACCUGCACCAGGCUGGGAAGACUGAAUCUGCAAUAGGUAAGCAGCUUGGUUUGAAGAAAUCAACUGUGGGAGCAAUUAUUAGGAAAUGGAAGACAUACAAGACCACUGAUGAUCUCCCUCGAUCUGGGGCUCCACGCAAGAUCUCACCCCGUGGGGUCAAAAUGAUCACAAGAACGGUGAGCAAAAAUCCCAGAACCACACGGGGGGACCCAGUGAAUGACCUGCAGAGAGCUGGGACCAAAGUAACAAAGCCUACCAUCAGUAACACACUACGCCGCCAGGGACUCAAAUCCUGCAGUGCCAGACGUGUCCCCCUGCUUAAGCCAGUACAUGUCCAGGCCCGUCUGAAGUUUGCUAGAGUGCAUUUGGAUGAUCCAGAAGAGGAUUGGGAGAAUGUCAUAUGGUCAGAUGAAACCAAAAUAUAACUUUUUGGUAAAAACUCAACUCGUCGUGUUUGGAGGACAAAGAAUGAUGAGUUGCAUCCAAAGAGCACCAUACCUACUGUGAAGCAUGGGGGUGGAAACAUCAUGCUUUGGGGCUGUUUUUCUGCAAAGGGACCAGGACAACUGAUCCGUGUAAAGGAAAGAAUGAAUGGGGCCAUGUAUCGUGAGAUUUUGAGUGAAAACCUCCUUCCAUCAGCAAGGGCAUUGAAGAUGAAACGUGGCUGGGUCUUUCAGCAUGACAAUGAUCCCAAACACACCGCCCGGGCAACGAAGGAGUGGCUUCGUAAGAAGCAUUUCAAGGUCCUGGAGUGGCCUAGCCAGUCUCCAGAUCUCAACCCCAUAGAAAAUCUUUGGAGGGAGUUGAAAGUCCGUGUUGCCCAGCGACAGCCCCAAAACAUCACUGCUCUAGAGGAGAUCUGCAUGGAGGAAUGGGCCAAAAUACCAGCAACAGUGUGUGAAAACCUUGUGAAGACUUACAGAAAACGUUUGACCUGUGUCAUUGCCAACAAAUGGUAUAUAACAAAGUAUUGAGGAACUUUUGUUAUUGACCAAAUACUUAUUUUCCACCAUAAUUUGCAAAUAAAUUCAUAAAAAAUCCUACAAUGUGAUUUUCUGGAUUUUUUUCUUCUCAUUUUGUCUGUCAUAGUUGACGUGUACCUAUGAUGAAAAUUACAGGCCUCUCUUAUCUUUUUAAGUGGGAGAACUUGCACAAUUGGUGGCUGACUAAAUACUUUUUUCCCCCACUGUAAGUUGGGUGAAUUUUGGCCCAUUCCUCCUGACAGAGCUGGUGUAACUGAGUCAGGUUUGUAGGCCUCCUUGCUCGCACAUGCUUUUUCAGUUCUGCCCACACAUUUUCUAUAGGAUUGAGGUCAGGGCUUUGUGAUGGCCACUCCAAUACCUUGACUUUGUUGUCCUUAAGCCAUUUUGCCACAACUUUGGAAGUAUGCUUGGGGUCAUUGUCCAUUUGGAAGACCCAAUUGCGACCAAGCUUUAACUUCCUGACUGAUGUCUUGAGAUGUUGCUUCAAUAUAUCCAAAUAAUGUUCCUUCCUCAUGAUGCCAUCUAUUUUGUGAAGUGCACCAGUCCCUCCUGCAGCAAAGCACCCACACAGCAUGAUGCUGCCACCCCCGCGCUUCACGGUUGGGAUGGUGUUCUUCGGCUUACAAGAACCCCCUUUUUCCUCCAAUUAUAACGAUGGUCAUUAUGGCCAAACAGUUUUAUUUUUGUUUCAUCAGACCAGAGGACAUUUCUCCAAAAAGUAAGAUCUUUGUCCCCAUGUGCAGUUGCAAAUCGUAGUCUGGCUUUUUUAUGGCGGUUUCGGGGCAGUGGCUUCUUCCUUGCUGAGCGGCCUUUCAGGUUAUGUCGAUAUAGGACUCGUUUUACUGUGGAUAUAGAUACUUUUGUACCUGUUUCCUCCAGCAUCUUCACAAGGUCCUUUGCUGUUGUUCUGGGAUUGAUUUGCACUUUUCGCACCAAAGUACAUUAAUCUCUAGGAGACAGAACGCAUCUCCUUCCUGUGUGGUAUGACGGCUGCGUGGUCCCAUGGUGUUUAUACUUGCGUACUAUUGUUUGUACAGAUGAACGUGGUACCUUCAGGCGUUUGGAAAUUGCUCCCAAGGAGGGAACCAGGCUUGUGGAGGUCUACCAUUUUUUUGGCUGAUUUCUUUUGAUUUUCCCAUGCACAGUCAACUUAGUGUAUGUAAACUUCUGACCCACUGGAAUUGUGAUUCAGUGAAUUAUAAGUGAAAUAAUCUGUCUGUAAACAAUUGUUGUAAAAAUUACUUGUGUCAUGCACAAAGUAGAUGUCCUAACUGACUUGCCAAAACUAUAGUUUGUUAACAAGAUAUUUGUGGAGUGGUUGAAAAACGAGUUUUAAUGACUCCAACCUAAGUGUAUGUAAACUUCCGACUUCAACUGUAUAUAUAGGCCUAGUCAAUAUAAAGUUCCCAGUGUGUGUAAUCUGCUUGGGGUGAGUGGCACAACUGAUUCUCAGACAGAAUUGAGCCUAGCCAACAAUGUUUGCUUUGUGGUCACCUUGCAUUACCCUGCUGUUCAAGCAUAUGCAUGAUGAUGACAUUGCUUGUAGGGCCGCUAGUCGUCAAGGGUUGCAUAAUAGGCUAUAUUACCUUUUCAGAGAUCACAUUUUAAACCCUGCUGCCUCCAGUGCUGCUUGGGCUAAACGCUCUACAAAACCUGUUUCAUAAGAGUUCCAAGUACAGCAGUCACUGUGUGAAUGGAGGAGCACAACCCAAAACAAGGACACCAUUCUCAGAUAAGGGUUUGGAUGAAGUGAUGCCUCCUUAACCUCAUUUUAUCAAUUUUCGCCUAAAAAACACAAAUCUAACUCCCUGUAGCUCAGGACCUGAAGCAAGGAUAUGCAUGUUCUUGGUACCAUUUGAAAGGAAACACUGAAGUUUGUGGAAAUGUGAAAUUAAUGUAGGAGAAUUUCACACAUUAGAUCUGGUAAAAGAAUACUAACAAAAAAAACAUGUUUUUUCAAUUUUUUGUUUUGUUGCAUCACCUUUGAAAUGCAAGAGAAAGGCCAGACAUUGAUGUAGGAAUCUAGGUGUGAUUUAGAUUUUGUCCACAAGAUGGCAGCAUUGUGUGUGCAAAGUUUCAGACUGAUCCAGUGAAGAAUUACAUUACUACACAAUAUUUUGUAUCAAGUCUGCCAGGACUUUUCCCAAAUUUUCCAAAUUGGUCAAUUUAUACAUUUUCAGGUACAUAGCUGAUCAAAAGCAGGGGAAGGGAGCUUAAAGGGACCAAAUUCGGUCUCAAUGACCAGUUUCCCCGGGAGAUAAAUGGGCUUAAAAACAAAGGUGUCCAUGUAUGCCGAUGACUCAAGUUUUAUAUUAAGUCUGCAAGCUAGAUCCCUGCAAUGUCUCAUUGAAGUUCUAGAUAGCUUUUCUGGACUAAAACCUAAUUAUGAUCAAUGUACAAUAUUACGUAUUGGAUCUUUAAAAAAUACAACUUUUAUAUUACCCUGCAGGGGGGGGGGGGGAUCAAACCAGUUGCCGUGACAAAAGUGUUUUGUUCUUGUGCACUAUCCUCAAACAAUAGCAUGGUAUUUUUUUGCUGUAAUAGCUACUGUAAAUUGGACAGUGCAGUUAGAUUAACAAGAAUUUAAGCUUUCUGCCCAUAUAAGACGUGUAUGUCCCGGAAAGUUGGCGUUGUUUACAAUGCCAUUCUAGUCACAUAUCGCAUAUUGAGCAGCAACCGUCCCGGUAUAGGGACACAGAUCCCGUAGAGGUUAAAGGGACAGUUUAGUCACCCAACACAGAACACAACGUUUAGACAGUCACCUUCUCUUGACUUGGUUGAUAUCCAAGUUUUCAUAACAAAUUAGGCCUAGUUAAAGGGGUAAUUUAUUGGCUACAUGAUACAAUGAGAAGCAGCUAACAUUCCCAUGAUUGCAAUUCCUUUCUACUAGCCUUCUUUUCAAUUCAAUCUCCACUUUACAUUAACUUCAAAGGCUUUGUUGACAUGAAGUAAAGCCGUUGAUAUGAUGCAACUCUACUUACCAUUGACUUUGUUGUCCUUAAGCCACGGCUCACAUGAUGGAUAUAUGUAUCAUAAUGAGAGCUGGAACAUCCAUCACGUGACCUUGGGAUAAUGUGAAUACCAUAUAAUGUAAAUACCAUAUUUGCCUGAAUACACGUAAUAAGAUCAGCGUUACAUCUUGUUACAUCUGUAGCCUAUUUCCUCUCUGAUAUAUGAUCAGAUCAUUCAUCAUCUUCUCCGUUUGAUUCCAGGUUCUUACUACAGUGUCUGGAGGACCUAGACGCCAGCCUCCACAAGCUAAACUCCUGUCUGUUUGUCAUCCGGGGCCAGCCUACUGAUGUCUUCCCCAGGCUGUUCAAGGUACAGUAAACACUGUCACAUUUGUACUGUAGUAGUAAACCCAUCACGCUACUGUAUCAUAGUUAACCCAUCACACUUACAGUACUGCACAGCCACUGUGUACAGUACACGUCUGCCUCAUAGAAGUACAGGAUGCCCCAUAGAAAUACGGUCUCAUAUAUGAUUAAACUAGUCAGUUACUGUACUGUACUUCCGCUGUGUCAUAUCAGCUCAAAUGUCUUGAUAUACAGUGCAUUCGGAAAGUAUUCAGACCCCUUGACUUUUUCCCAAAAAAAAUUACGUUACAGCCUUAUUCUAAAACUGAUUAAAUUGUUUUUUGCCCUCAUCAAUCUACACACAAUACCCCAUAAUGACAAAGCAAAAACAUCACAUUUAAGUAAGUAGUCUGACCCUUUACUCAGUACUUUGUUGAAGCAUCUUUGGCAGCGAUUACAGCCUCGAGUCUUCUUGGGUAUGACGCUACAAGCUUGGCAAACCUGUAUUUGGGGAGUUUCUCCCAUUCUCUUAAGAUCCUCUCAAGCUCUGUCAGGUUGGAUGGGCAGUGUCGCUGCACAGCUAUUUUCAGGUCUCUCCAGAGAUGUUAGAUCGGGUUCAAAUCCAGGCUUUGGCUGGGCCACUCAAGGAAUUUCAGAGACUUGUCCCGAAACUACUCCUGCAUUCUCUUGGCUGUGUGCUUAGGGUCUGAGGUCCUGAGCGCUCAGGAGCAGGUUUUUAUCAAGGAUCUCUCUGAACUUUGCUCCGUUCAUCUUUCCCUCGAUCCUGACUAGUGUCCCAGUCCCUGCCGCUGAAAAACACCCCCACAGCAUGAUGCUGCUAUCACCAUGCUUCACCGUAGGGAUGGUAUUGGCCAGGUGAUGAGCGGUGCCUGUUUUCCUCCAGACGUGACACUUGGCAUUCAGGCCAAAGAGUUCAAUCUUGGUUUCAUCAGACCAUAGAAUCUUGUUUCUCAUGGUCUGAGUCCUUUAGGUGCCUUUUGGCAAACUCCAAGCGGGCUGUCAUGUGCCUUUUACUGAGGAGUGGCUUCCGUCUAGCCACCAUAAGGACCUGAUUGGUGGAGUGAUGCAGAGAUGGUUGUUCUUCUGGAAGGUUCUCCCAUCUCCACAGAGGAACUCUGGAGCUCUGUCAGAGUGACCAUCGGGUUCUUGGUCACCUCCCUGACCAAGGCCCUUCUCCCCCAAUUGCUCAGUUUGGCUGGGAAGCCAGCUCUAGGAAGAGUCUUGGUGGUUCCAAACUUCUUCCAUUAAAGCAUGAUGGAGGCCACUGUGUUCUUGGGGACCUUCAAUGCUGCAGAAAUGUUUUGGUACCCUUCCCCAGAUCUGUGACUCAAAACAAUCCUGUCUCGGAGCUCUAUGGACAAUUCCUUAGACCUCAUGGCUUGGUUUUUGCUCUGACAUGCACUGUCAACUGUGGGACCUUAUAUAGACAGGUGUGUGCCUUUCCAAAUCAUGUCCAAUCAAUUGAAUUUGCCACAGGUGGACUCCAAUCAAGUUGUAGAAACAUCUCAAGGAUGCACCUGAGCUCAAUUUCGAGUUCAUAGCAAAGGGUCUGAAUACUUAUGUAAAUAAGGUAUUUCUGUUUUGUAUUUUUAAUACAUUUUAGAAUAAGGCUGUAACGUAAAAAAAGUGGAAAACGUCAAGGGGUCUGAAUACUUUUUUGAAUGUACUCUUCACAUGAUCUGUAUGUGAAAACAUUUGCCGUAUUUGAAUUCCAUGGGAAUCCAUGGUAUUGUCUAUGAUCUUCCUACGUGUUCCACUAUCUUUACCAAAGUAAAGGUCCCCUAUUUACCAUGGUAUUUACCAUGGUGUCUUGACUGUGGCGUGACUGACCUUGUCCCUCUCUCUCGGCUUCCCAGGAAUGGCAGAUUAACCGGCUGUUUUACGAGUACGACUCUGAGCCCUUCGGCAAGGAGCGUGACGCCGCCAUCCAGAAGCUGGCCAGCGAGGCCGGGGUGGAAGUCACGGUCAAAGUCUCCCACACGCUCUACGACCUGGACAAGUGAGUGGGUCAUACAGAUGCGCACACACACACAGUCAAGAGAUCUCAACUCAGCAAAUAAAGAAACGUCCCUUUUUCAGGACCCUGUCUUUCAAAGAUGAUUCGUAAUAAUCCAAAUAACUUCACAGAUCUUCAUUGUAAAGGGUUUAAACACUGUUUCCCAUGCUUGUUCAAUGAACCAUAAACAAUUAAUUAAUGUGCACCUGUGGAACGGUCGUUAAGACACUAACAGCUACAGACGGUAGGCAAUUAAGGUCACAGUUAUGAAAACUUAGGACACUAAAGAGGCCUUUCUACUGACGCUGACACCAAAAGAAAGAUGCCUAGGGUCCCUGCACAUCUGCGUGAACGUGCCUUAGGCAUGCUGCAAGGAGGCAUGAGGACUGCAGAUGUGGCCAGGGCAAUAAAUUGCGAUGUCUGUACUGUGAGACGCCUAAGACAGCGCUACAGGCAGACAGGACGGACAGCUGAUCGUCCUCGCAGUGGCAGACCACGUGUAACAACACCUGCAAUGGAUCGUUACAUCUGAACAUCACACCUGCGGGACAGGUACAGGAUGGCAACAACAACUGCCCGAGUUACACCAGGAACGCACAAUCCCUCCAUCAGUGCUCAGACUGUCCGCAAUAGGCUGAGAGAGGCUGGACUGAGGGCUUGUAGGCCAGUUGUAAGGCAGGUCCUCACCAGACAUCACCGGCAACAACGUUGCCUAUGGGCACAAACCUACCGUCGCUGGAACAGACAGGACUGGCAAAAAGUGCUCUUCACUGACGAGUCGCGGUUUUGUCUCACCAGGGGUGAUGGUCGGAUUCGCGUUUAUCGUCGAAGGAAUGAGCGUUACACCGAGGCCUGUACUCUGGAGCAGGAUCGAUUUGGAGGUGGAGGGUCCGUCAUGGUCUGGGGCGGUGUGUCACAGCAUCAUCGGACUGAGCUUAUUGUCAUUGCAGGCAAUCUCAACGCUGUGCAUUGCAAGGAAGACAUCCUCCUCCCUCAUGUGGUACCCUUCCUGCAGGCUCAUCCUGACAUGACCCUCCAGCAUGACAAUGCCACCAGCCAUACUGCUAGUUCUGUGCGUGAUUUCCUGCAAGACAGGAAUGUCAGUGUUCUGCCAUGGCCAGCGAAGAGCCCGGAUCUCAAUCCCAUUGAGUAUGUCUGGGACCUGUUGGACCGUAGGGUGUGGGCUAGGGCCAUUCCCCAAAGAAAUGUCUGGGAACUUGCAGGUGCCUUGGUGGAAGAGUGGGGUAACAUCUCACAGCAAGAACUGGCAAAUCUGGUGCAGUCCAUGAGGAGGAGAUGCACUGCAGUACUUAAUGCAGCUGACUGUUACUUUUGAUUUUGACCCCCCCUUUGUUCAGGGACACAUUAUUCAAUUUCUGUUAGUCACAUGUCUGUGGAACUUGGUCAGUUUAUGUCUCAGUUGUUGAAACUUGUUAUGUUCAUACAGAUAUUUACACAUGUUAAGUUUGCUGAAAAGAAACUCAGUUGACAGUGAGAGGACAUUUCUUUUUUUGCUGAGUUAGCUACUGUAGUUCCUGGCCGACAUACAGUGGGGAGAACAAGUAUUUAAUACACUGCCGAUUUUGCAGGUUUUCCUACUUACAAAGCAUGUAGAGCUCUGUAAUUUUCAUCAUAGGUACACUUCAACUGUGAGAAACGGAAUCUAAAACAAAAAUCCAGAAAAUCACAUUGUAUGAUUUUUAAGUAAUUAAUCUGCAUUUUAUUGCAUGACAUAAGUAUUUGAUACAUCAGAAAAGCAGAACUUAAUAUUUGGUACAGAAACCUUUGUUUGCAAUUACAGAGAUCAUACGUUUCCUGUAGGUCUUGACCUGGUUUGCACACACUGCAGCAGGGAUUUUGGCCAACUCCUCUAUACAGACCUUCUCCAGAUCCUUCAGGUUUCGGGGCUGUCGCUGGGCAACACGGACUUUCAGCUCCCUCCAAAGAUGUUCUAUUGGGUUCAGGUCUGGAGACUGGCUAGGCCACUCCAGGACCUUGAGAUGCUUCUUACGGCGCCACUCCUUAGUUGCCCUGGCUGUGUGUUUCGGGUCGUUGUCAUGCUGGAAGACCCAGCCACGACCCAUCUUCAAUGCUCUUACUGAGGGAAGGAGGUUGUUGGCCAAGAUCUCGCGAUACAUGGCCCCAUCCAUCCUCCCCUCAAUACGUUGCAGUCGUCCUGUCCCCUUUGCAGAAAAGCAUCCCCAAAGAAUGAUGUUUCCAUCUCCAUGCUUCACGGUUGGGAUGGUGUUCUUGGGGUUGUACUCAUCCUUCUUCUUCCUCCAAACACGGCGAGUGGAGUUUAGACCAAAAAGCUCUAUUUUUGUCUCAUCAGACCACAUGACCUUCUCCCAUUCCUCUGGAUCAUCCAGAUGGUCAUUGGCAAACUUCAGACGGGCCUGGACAUGCGCUGGCUUGAGCAGGGGGACCUUGCGUGCGCUGCAGGAUUUUAAUCCAUGACGGCGUAGUGUGUUACUAAUGGUUUUCUUUGAGACUGUGGUCCCAGCUCUCUUCAGGUCAUUGACCAGGUCCUGCCGUGUAGUUCUGGGCUGAUCCCUCACCUUCCUCAUGAUCAUUGAUGCCCCACGAGGUGAGAUCUUGCAUGGGGCCCCAGACCGAGGGUGAUUGACCGUCAUCUUGAACUUCUUCCAUUUUCUAAUAAUUGCGCCAACAGUUGUUGCCUUCUCACCAAGCUGCUUGCCUAUUGUCCUGUAGCCCAUCCCAGCCUUGUGCAGGUCUACAAUUUUAUCCCUGAUGUCCUUACACAGCUCUCUGGUCUUGGCCAUUGUGGAGAGGUUGGAGUCUGUUUGAUUGUGUGGACAGGUGUAUUUUAUACAGGUAACGAGUUCAAACAGGUGCAGUUAAUACAGAUAAUGAGCGGAGAACAGGAGGGCUUCUUGAAGAAAAACUAACAGGUCUGUGAGAGCCGAAAUUCUUACUGGUUGGUAGGUGAUCAAAUACUUAUGUCAUGCAAUAAAAUGCAAAUUAAUUACUUAAAAAUCAUACAAUGUGAUUUUCUGGAUUUUUGUUUUAGAUUCCGUUUCUCACAGUUGAAGUGUACCUAUGAUGAAAAUUACAGAGCUCUACAUGCUUUGUAAGUAGGAAACACUGCCGAAUUUGCAGGUUAUCAAAUACUUGUUCUCCCCACUGUACAUUAGAUCUUAUGAGAACACAACCCAUGUUGACUAAAAGUAAUGGGAAUGUUAUUACCUUGUUAUUAUUAAGUCUUCUAGUUGCUCAAAUACGCAAACAUUAUGUAUUAGCAAUGUAUUUGCAACAUAUUCAUAAAUUAUGCCAUAAUGAUAGUGUUAUGUGAUGCACUAAAUUCCUUUAUCUCUGUCCAUGUGUUUCUGUAGGAUCAUCGAGCUGAACAGAGGCCAGUCCCCUCUCACCUACAAGUGUUUCCAGGUGCUCAUAAGUCACAUGGAUGCUGUGGAGAUGCCCGCCGAGACCAUCACAGCUGAGGUCAUGCGGAAGUGUGCCACGCCCAUCAGUGACGACCACGACGACAAGUUUGGUGUGCCCUCCCUGGAGGAGCUUGGCUUUGAGACAGAAGGCUUGGCUACAGCAGUAUGGCCGGGGGGAGAGACUGAGGCCCUCACUCGCCUGGAGAGGCAUCUGGAGAGAAAGGUGGGAAGGAGUCCUUUCUUUAUAUCCCACCACUACUGAACCAGUGUGGUGGACACAUACAGUACCAGUGUUGGGGUCAAUUUUCUUCCUGAAAAUGUGACAAUAUUUGUAAUAGAAAAAUGCCUUUAUUUCCUGAACAUAGUGUGUCAUGUGCCUGUGAGAUAGACAUGUUCCAAUGUGGUCCUGACUCAAACCCUUUAUGUUCCAGGCGUGGGUGGCCAACUUUGAGCGUCCCCGGAUGAACGUCAACUCCCUGCUGGCCAGCCCCACGGGCCUCAGCCCCUAUCUCCGCUUCGGCUGCCUCUCCUGUCGCCUCUUCUACUUCAAACUCACUGACCUCUACAGGAAGGUGAAGAAAAACAGCUCUCCACCCCUCUCACUCUAUGGCCAGCUGUUGUGGCGCGAGUUCUUCUACACCACGGCCACCAACAACCCCUGCUUCGACAAGAUGGAGGGCAACCUUGUGUGCGUGCAGAUUCCCUGGGACCGCAACCCAGAGGCGCUGGCCAAGUGGGCCGAGGGGAGGACAGGGUUCCCCUGGAUCGACGCCAUCAUGACCCAGCUGAGGCAGGAGGGCUGGAUCCACCACCUGGCCAGACAUGCCGUGGCCUGCUUCCUGACCCGGGGAGACCUGUGGAUCAGCUGGGAAGAGGGCAUGAAGGUAGAUAAUGGGGCAUGGCGAGAGAGGAGAUGACAGGGGAAAAUCUGAUGUAUGUAUGACUAGGGUUGCAAAAUUCCAGGAACUUAAAUAAAUUCCCUGGUUUUCCAGAAAUCCUGGUUGGAGGAUUCCGGGGUUCAGGAAAACCAGGGAAAGUUCCCAGAAUUUUGCAACCCAAUGUAUGACUGUUUAUCGUUGUUCUGUUUGUAUCUCAGCAUGUGUGUGUUUAUGUACCUGUCAGGUAUUUGAAGAGCUGCUGCUGGAUGCAGACUGGAGUGUGAAUGCAGGCAGCUGGAUGUGGCUCUCCUGCAGCUCCUUCUUCCAGCAGUUCUUCCACUGUUACUGCCCCGUGGGCUUCGGCAGGAGGACAGACCCCAACGGAGACUACAUACGGUGAGAAGACCUUCCCUGCACCCAGUUGUCCACCCCACCGCUAUGUUUAACCAGUGUGGUACACCGUAAUAUACCUUAGUGUUUUAUUUCACCAUGCUUGUGACAAGACAUGUAGAACAUGCAGAAUACUAUGACAAACAAUUCUGUUCAUGAACCUGCUAGACCACAAUGUCUCAUUAUACAUUCCAUAGAGUCUUGGUGAGAUUUCCAUGCUGUACCCACUAGAAAUGUCAUGGACAAUUUUUCUCCAUUGUUCAUUGCAGAAGAAGUGUGUCACCAUGGUCCUUUUUUAAAAACUGUGUAUUUUCUCCAUUUGGUUUUUCCAGGCGUUAUCUGCCCAUACUGAAGGGCUUCCCAGCCAAGUACAUCUACGACCCCUGGAACGCACCCGAGAGCGUGCAGAAGGCGGCCAAGUGCGUGAUAGGCGUGCACUACCCCAAGCCCAUGGUGCACCACGCCGAGGCCAGCCGCCUCAACGUCGAGAGGAUGAAGCAGAUCUACCAACAGCUCUCCUGUUACCGUGGCCUGGGUGAGCACAGAGCACAUGACCUGCUGAAACUACAGCUGAUAUCACAGAGCACACGACCUGCUGAAAGUACAGCUGAUAGCACAGAGCACAUGACCUGCUGAAACUACAGCUAAUAGCUUUGAAGUCCACUUCAAAUCAGCUGUUUUCAGAUAAUAAAGAUUUCCAUGAUAAGCUAUUCACAAAGCGUCUCAGAGUAAAAGUUUUGCCUUCUCAAUUAUAAUGAAUAAAGGGGGGGGGGGGGGGUGCUGAUCCUGGAUCAGCACUCCUACUCUGAGAUUGAUUGUGAAUACAGUGACUUUAUUUUCUUUUAUAUUGUUAUGUUACCAUUAUCAAUGAUUAUCUAUGGGGCUGUGGUGUGGUAGAGACUGACUGUCCAACUCUGUCUCCAUUUCACAGGGCUGCUCGCGACAGUGGCUGCCAAUCCUAAUAACGGUGGACAUGGUGCAGGGGUCACAUCCAGAAUGAGGGAGCCGCUCAAGCAGGUAACAAUCCUCCUUAGUUCCUUCCUUGACUGCCACAGAGAAACUGGGCUUUUUCCAAAGAUCAGUGUUAACCUUAAUCUUAUUUACACUGAGAUUGACUGCGACUUCAUCCAUCUCUGAUAUGGGCUGUGGCAUGGGUGGGAAAGGUGCGUCAUGUGAUAGUACUUGUCAGGCACGAUGUUACUAAGGAUAAUAAUAGAGGUUGCAAAUGGGAAUAGGCUUUUAAUUUACCUCCCUGAUUGAACAAAAGGUAGAUAAGAAUAGUAAUCGAAAUGUUUGCAUUUUUCCAUAACCAAUUUCAUAGGGAAAUAAUCAGAUUAUAUGAUAAAAUAUUUAUUUUAUCAUUGUUUUUAAUUCAGGCAGAGGAAAGGUCGCUGUGAAGCGUUGCAAUGAGGACCUCACACCGGGCAGUAGCAACAAGGCCCGGAGGCAGACCAGCAACUAGUCCCUGAAGAGGAGAAGGAAGAGGGGAUUCCAGCCACCCUGCUCUCCAGCAGAGUCGACCAGCGCCUCAACAUUGCGUCCUCCUUCCCUGACUCUUCAACUCUACAGGAGCACAUCUACCUCAGGGGUGUGAGCAGCAACAGGAAUGGAAGAGGAGAGGAGACUGCAAGCAUUCCACAAACUCUGUCAGAUUUCUGUGAAGUCAGCUGGUUAAAUGGAACAUCAGACCACAUGAUGCCCAGAGAACUAAUCGCAGCAUCGCUGUCUGUGACCUUCAGCCUCUGUGGAGAAUCUCAAACCCAAUGCUCAAAUCACAAGCCCACGGUGACACUGUCCCCAGUGUUACUAGAGAGA
Molecule: messenger RNA, 15069 nt
Organism: Coregonus sp. 'balchen'
Lineage: Eukaryota; Metazoa; Chordata; Actinopteri; Salmoniformes; Salmonidae
Source: the annotation of a GenBank genome assembly